AUGGCCGGGGAUACUGAGGCCACAUUUGUGCUAUCGUUGGACGAUGAACCGGAGGUGGAGAAAACUGCGGAAAACACAUUCGAAGUGUGCAUAUCCUUGUCCGAUGAUGGACCCGAGGUUCGUUCCAUGUGUGGUGCAAAUUUCUUGCGGGAGGCUACCGAGGAGCAAACAAAACAAGCACCUUCUAGCCGAUCGAGGAAACUGGCCAGUAGUGGGAAACUCCGUGUUCCCGGGGUACCGAAAGUGGAUAGACCAAAUCCGGACACUGUGGACUAUUAA
This is a messenger RNA of Echinostoma caproni, 279 nucleotides long. Lineage: Eukaryota; Metazoa; Platyhelminthes; Trematoda; Plagiorchiida; Echinostomatidae. The record is from the annotation of a GenBank genome assembly.